AUGGCUGAUGCAGCUUAUAGCAGGCUAGUCGAAGGAGAGGAGAUUAUUAUUGGAGCUGAAGAAACUAGCAAUAAUAGUAAUGGAGGUUAUAUUACCAAGAAGAGUGAGAGACCAAAAGAGCCAUGGAAAGGGGAGUCUGCCAAAAGCAUUUUGUAUGCCGGUCUUGAUGCCAUUGUCACUUGCUUCUCUCUCAUUUCCUCUAUCUCUGCUAGUCGUAUUUCCUCUGUGGAUGUAUUGGUGCUUGGAUUUGCAAACCUGGUGGCAGAUGGGAUAUCAAUGGGGUUUGGAGAUUUUAUGUCCAGCAGCAGUGAAAAGGAUGUCGCCGCCAAAGAACAGGCGGUGACUGAAUGGGAUGUCGCUAAUCACAGUGGCCCUGAGGAGCUGGUGGAGUUGCUUCGGCGAUAUCAAGCACUUGGGAUGGAUGUUAAUGACGCAACUACGGUUGUGAACAUUUUCGCCAAAUACAAUAACAUCAUGGUGCAUGAGAAGAUGAUGGCUCAUGGAAUGCUACAGCCCGAUGAAGCAGAAAAGCCAUGGAAGAAUGGCCUGGUCACAUUUGCAGCCUUCCUUGUGUUUGGCAGUGCUCCUCUCCUCUCCUUCAUCAUCCUCAUCCCAUUUACGAACAACGACUCGGUUAAGUUUGUUGGUGCUUGUAUCUUGUCUGCGCUUGCCCUAGCGCUUCUCGGGGCUGCAAAGGCCAAGAUUGCAGGCCAGAACUACACAUUUUCUGUGGCUGUUACUCUCUUAAAUGGAGCCAUUGCUGCAGCUGCUGCUUACGCCUUGGGGUGGGCACUUAAGAAUAUAGCUGGCCUAGAAAACUGA
Messenger RNA from Prunus armeniaca (apricot), 822 nucleotides. NCBI's taxonomy places the organism in Eukaryota, Viridiplantae, Streptophyta, Magnoliopsida, Rosales, Rosaceae. The record is from the annotation of a GenBank genome assembly.